Xenopus tropicalis (tropical clawed frog) is the source of this 4766-nucleotide messenger RNA. It is a transcript of the gene slc4a2, whose product is annotated as solute carrier family 4 (anion exchanger), member 2. The coding region runs from base 268 to 3909 and encodes 1213 amino acids. NCBI's taxonomy places the organism in Eukaryota, Metazoa, Chordata, Amphibia, Anura, Pipidae. Gene Ontology annotation, cellular component: plasma membrane; membrane. The record is from RefSeq and is a predicted model, not a curated record. Gene Ontology annotation, molecular function: solute:inorganic anion antiporter activity; monoatomic anion transmembrane transporter activity. Gene Ontology annotation, biological process: transmembrane transport; monoatomic anion transmembrane transport; monoatomic anion transport. The transcript is spliced from 24 exons.
UAACUGGCAGCAGAUUAGCAACUUCAGCAUUCCCCAACUGCACAGAGAGAGACCUGCACCCAGGGUCACACCGCUCAGACUGGAGGUUGGCAUUUACCCAUGGGCACCCUGCUGUGUUAUAACUGCAGCUGAAUUACAUCUUUCAGUACCGACGGUGGGAUUUGGUUAUGUUGUUCCAGCUCCACCCACUGCGCCAUCCUGAUAAGGAGAAUGGCUGAUAUCAGGCUCCGCCUCCUGGGGACCCCCUGAGACUCUUCCUGCCCGGUGAUGCCCUGUCCUCCAUUUGCAAUGAACCGGUCCGAGGUGUCGUCUGAGAUACACGACAUUGUGUCAUCAGCCAUUCAGAGUCCAACAUUAGAAGGUGCCUCUCUGCCCCCCCAGAAUUAUGAGGAUGAGGGGGAUGUAAUCCAGGCACUGGAGAUUGAAAGAUUUGAGGAGAUUUUGCAAGAGAUCCACCCCAGGAGCCCCACAGAGCUGGGCAGAAGCUACAGUGAGGAGGAUUUCCAGUAUCACCGCCAAUCAUCCCAUCACAUUCACCACCCACUGUCCUCCCACCUUCCCUCGGAGCCCUGCGGCCGGGAUGGGCGCAAACACAAGAAGCGCCCGAGAAGCAAGAGGCAGGCGUCUGCCCCCGGAGAGACCCCCGGAACCAUCCAGGAGGGAGAGGAAGAUGAAGAUGAGGAGAACAUAGAGGGGGAUAAAACCCCAGAGGAAGCUGCAGACACAGGGAACAUACAGUUCUUCCUGGUGGAUGAGAGUAAGACUGUGAGUAACGCAGCCCUGGCACCGACCACAAUUACUCAGGGCAAAAUGAAUGAGGAUGGAAAUGGUCCAGGAACAAAGGAGCGAUCUGGCAGUGUCCCUUGUGGGGAUGGAGUUACCCGCCACUCCCACCGCCCGCCCCCCACCCACCGGAGCUACAGUCUGACUGAGCGGCGCCGCAUUGGCAGCAUGACCCACCCUGAGGAUGCCCAUUACCACCAAGUGCCAACCGAUGAAACAGAAGCAGAGACAUUGGCAUCCGCCGACCUGGACUACAUGAAGAGUCAUCGGUUCGAGGACCUUCCUGCUGUCCGCAGGCACCUUGUGCGCAAAAACAAAGGGCAAGUAGUCCAUAUGAAUCAGGAGCAUCACGAGAGACAGCCCCAUCGGAAAAGUGUCUCUCUUCAACCUCAUGAGGUGUUUGUGGAGCUGAACGAGCUCGUCUUGGACAAACAUCAGGAGCUGCAAUGGAAGGAGACCGCUCGCUGGAUCAAGUUUGAGGAAGAUGUUGAGGCAGAAACUGACCAAUGGGGAAAACCCCACGUGGCCUCUCUCAGCUUCCGUAGCUUGUUAGAGCUCAGGCGGACUUUAGCGCACGGUGCUGUAUUGUUGGACCUGGAUCAGAGGACCCUCCCAGGAAUAGCCCAUCAAGUGGUGGAACAAAUGAUCAUCAGUGACCAAAUCAAAGCUGAGGAUCGAGCCAAUGUACUGAGAGCUCUUCUCCUUAAACACAGCCACCCCAGUGAUGAGAAGGACUCUUCUUUUUCCCGUAAUAUCUCGGCGGCCAGUCUUGGCUCCCUCCUUGGACACCACAGUACAAAUCACGUUUCCCAGCAAAGUGAGCCCAACCUGACUGACCCCCUAAUGGGGGGAGAUCCCUGUGACCAAGAGACCAAGAUAGACAUUGAGCGAGAGAGAGAGUCGAUCCCUUCGCUCCCCUCGAUCCAGCGAUCAAAGUCUAAGCAUGAGCUGAAGCUUCUGGAGAAGAUUCCAGAGAAUGCCGAGGCCAGUGUGGUACUAGUAGGCUGCGUGGAGUUCCUGGAACAACCCACAAUGGCGUUUAUUCGGCUGCAGGAGGCUGUGGAGCUGGACUCUGUAUUGGAGGUUCCUAUUCCUGUGCGAUUCCUGUUUGUGCUGCUGGGGCCGAGUACGUCAAAUCUGGAUUACCAUGAGAUUGGCCGAUCCAUAUCAACCCUGAUGUCUGACAAGCCAUUCCAUGAGGCUGCCUACCUUGCUGAUGACCGCCAGGACCUUCUCAGUGCUAUUAAUGAGUUCCUGGACUGCAGUGUGGUCCUGCCUCCUUCUGAGGUUAUGGGGGAAGAAUUGCUGCGCUCCGUUGCCCUGUUUCAGAGGGAAAUGCUGAGGAGACGUCAGGGGCAAGAGAAGAAGGCUUUGGAGGAACCCAGUGAUGCCCAGGACAAAGCCCUUCUGAAGAAAACUGCCCCAGACAGUGGAGGAGACGACGACCCCCUGCGCAGGACAGGCAAACCUUUUGGGGGGCUUAUUCGUGAUAUCCAGCGACGUUACCCCAAAUAUGUCAGUGAUUUCCGGGAUGCCCUGGAUGCGCAGUGUAUGGCUGCCGUCAUCUUCAUUUACUUUGCUGCUCUCUCUCCGGCAAUCACAUUCGGUGGUCUCCUCGGUGAGAAGACGGGAGGUCUCAUUGGAGUGUCCGAGUUAAUAAUCAGCACCUGUUUGCAGGGGGUCAUAUUUUGCCUGUUGGGGGCCCAGCCGCUGCUCAUUGUGGGCUUUUCGGGGCCACUGCUGGUAUUUGAGGAAGCCUUUUACACGUUCUGCUCAGCUAAUGGCAUGGAGUACCUGGUGGGCCGAGUGUGGAUUGGGUUCUGGCUGAUAGCCAUUGUGGUCAGUAUGGUGGCCUGUGAGGGAAGCUUCCUGGUUCGCUUUGUUUCUCGAUUCACCCAAGAAAUCUUCUCAAUUCUCAUCUCCCUCAUCUUCAUCUACGAAACCUUCUUUAAACUCUUCAAGGUCUUCCAGGAGCACCCUCUGACCAACUGCCGCUUCCAGAACUCCACCGACGACGAGGCCCUAAAUGUAACCGAGACCCCUCUACAGAAUGGAACGGAAUCCACUGGCCCCAUUCGUGUGACUGGGCAGCCAAACACUGCCCUCCUGUCUCUGGUGCUCAUGGCCGGGACCUUCUUCAUUGCUUUUUUCUUGCGCAAACUCAAGAACAGUAAUUUCUUUCCAGGGAGGGUGCGUCGGACCAUUGGAGAUUUUGGGGUUCCCAUUGCCAUUCUCAUUAUGGUACUUGUGGACUUCAGCAUCACUGACACCUAUACUCAGAAGUUAAGUGUCCCCAGUGGCUUCAAGGUGACGUCACCAGAGAAACGAGGUUGGGUGAUAAACCCACUGGGCUCCGAGGAGCCAUUCCCAGUUUGGAUGAUGUUUGCCAGUGUCCUUCCCGCCUUGUUGGUCUACAUCCUCAUCUUCAUGGAAACCCAGAUUACCACGCUGAUUAUCAGUAAGAAGGAGCGGAUGUUGGUGAAGGGAUCGGGGUUCCACCUGGAUUUGCUGCUGAUCGUUGCUAUGGGGGGGAUCAGCGCUCUCUUCGGGUUGCCAUGGAUGGCCGCCACUACUGUGCGCUCGGUGACCCACGCCAACGCUCUCACUGUUAUGAGCAAAGCUGUGGCCCCCGGGGACAAACCAAAAAUACAGGAGGUCAAAGAACAGAGAGUGACUGGUCUUCUGGUGGCCAUCCUUGUGGGUCUGUCCAUAGUGAUUGGGGACGUCCUGCGACAGAUCCCAUUGGCUGUUCUCUUUGGAAUCUUUCUGUAUAUGGGAGUCACGUCGUUGAAUGGGAUCCAGUUCUAUGAGAGAUUCCAACUGCUCCUGAAACCCCCCAAGCACCACCCGGACGUCAUGUAUGUGAAGAAGGUGCGGACCCUUCGGAUGCAUCUCUACACUGCUCUGCAACUUGUCUGUCUGGCAGUUCUGUGGGUCGUCAUGUCUACGGCCGCGUCCCUGGCCUUCCCCUUCAUCCUCAUCCUCACCGUCCCCCUGCGCCUCUUCCUCCUCAGCCGGAUAUUCACUGAGCGGGAACUGAAAUGCCUUGAUGCCGAUGAGGUACAACCAAUAUUUGAUGAACAGGAGGGUGUGGAUGAGUACAAUGAAAUGCCAAUGCCAGUAUAAAGCCAAUUUUGCCACUUGGGAUAAGACCACACAGAUCUGGGGGACAUGGAAACUGCCCUAAUACCGAUAUUCCUCUUGUCCUAUAUAGAACUUGUGCUGGAGAAGAUCCUUUUGGGGGGCAGAUCUUCAGAAUGACAUUUCAAGGGAUGGGGAGGGGGUUGCUGCCCUGAACUUGUAUAAAAUGCUCCUGUAAUUGGGAGUCAGGUGACUUAGAUGCUUGUACAAACUGACUGGGGGUCCAAACUGGGGGCUUGGACUAUAGUAACACCAGAUCUUAGGCCCCUAGAACCUCUUGACACAUGGUUUGGGACAAAGGGCACUCACACUGUCUGCUAGGGGCCAUAUUGAGUAAUGUCCGACUGUUGCUCUAACAAGAGAGGGAACCAUGACUGCUAUUCCAGGUGCCAGUGCUUUGCUAAUCAUGAGUGACCAGAAUUCUAACCUAUCCAAUUGGACAGAGGAGAAGAUACACCUCAAGCAGGAUGUGAAAUGAUGAUUUGUGUAUGUAAAGAAGGUGGAAGCUCAUCCCUUGCUCGGGGUAGGGAUUACUGCCAGGCUCCUCUGGUACCUCAGGGCAAAGGGAAGGCACUUUCUGCUACUUUGCUCCUGAAAAGACGAGGAAGGGUUUCAUACCCCACCUACUAGGCCAAGCUAGACGUCUGCUAUGGGUCCUCAGGUGAAAGUAUAGGAUUAUCCCUCAACAGAAGAAGGUUGAUGAGUCUUAGGUCUUUAAUCCUUAGCAAGUAGAGGCAGAGGUCUGUUACUGCAAGAGGUAACAUGGAGCUGCUCCUCAGUGCUGGGCAGUACUGGUCUCAUUUGCAUUGAUAGCAUCAAGUAAAGGUCUGUUACACCCCAAA